AUGGACGAAAGAAUUAAGGUUCUAAUAGAUAUUGUAUUGGAUGAUGAUAGAUUCUUACAAUACAUCAGGGAAAAUGCAGGUCUCGGGGAAUCUGCGAUGAAAAAGAUCGAGAUCCCCAAGCACUCAUUCACCUCCCACCAGCUAACUUAUUGCUCUGCUGUGGAGAUUUCACAAAGUCAUCGAUCCGUCCUAAUAGGUGGAAUUCCACAAAUAUGGAAUCUUCAGCAUUCAUAUAACAUCUUCACGAUCUUUGAGAGGCUGACUGAUGUACGAUUGCGAAACAGAAUAAAAUACGUUUACGAGAAAGGUAGAGGUAAGGAGACAAGAUUCAUACAUUGGAGGCAGUAUCAUUCCGCAGAUAAGAACAAAGCUUUCGAUGAAAACGUUAAACCCUCUAAACUUGUCACUGUUUAUGAUGAUGAUGAUAAUGACGAAGACGACGGCGAAGCGUCAUUACAGAAUGGAAGCUUGAAUUCACCUAGUGUAGUGCAGCAAAGUCCAUCAGGGCUAACCAGUGAUGCGCAUCGUGGAAAUGAUGCUGAUGUAAUGCAUUUUGAGGAUCCGUUAAUUGGCCAUGAUGGAGAAAGCACAGUAAAUUCGGAUCUUGAAGAACAAUCUCUCGAGUACAAUGAAGCACCUACCGAUUUUUCUGUACUAGACGACAAUGAAACAAGAUCUUUAGAUGUAAGGACCUACACACUAAACAAAGAAAAUGCUAACCAACGUCUUAUUUUCAGACAUCCAACGAGACAGACAUUCCGAUCUUUUACGUCGAGAAGAAGUUCACUCAACAGUAAAGAUCCACUUAAAAUACUAAAGCCGAUUCCUCAACCGAUUACUCGAGAGGAGCAGACAAGAAUCAAUAAUUCGCAUGCACAUUAUACCCCUUUCAAAGCUAUUGGCAAAAAGAUUAGUGCCGUGGUACCAGACGCUCAUUUCGGGAGUUUUUGGGAAAAACCCUCCCCAGAACAUAAUAGAAUCACUUUAGAUAGUACUAAAAUUGGGAAAAUCAUCAAGAUGGAAAAGAUGAUUGUUAUGGUUAAGCAAGCUUUAACUGCCAGAGUAAUUCCCCCUCAUUUCUCCGAAGAUGAACCAGUAGAUACUAGAAUUUAUGAACGAUGGAAAGAGUAUUUCGUUGUAGCUAGAGGGACGGGAAACCCGGAUGCUCCAGUAAGGCUACAACUUUACACUUCAAGAAAAAUUAAACCAAUAGUAACAAAGGAUAGAAAACCAUGGCAUUGCAAGAUUCAGUUUGAUUUAGAUAAGAAAUGCCUUGUUGAAUUUUAUAAUUCUUUGGACAAAAGUAUUUGCAUUGUCAAACAAGAUGACCUAUUAACACAAGAAAUGAGGUUUGCGGAUAAUGCAAAAACGAAAACAGCAACAUCGAAGAAACAAUUUUCCCCUUUGAAAAUUUUCAUAUUCCGAUGUGAUAAUCUAUUAUCAUCUAGUAGGUGGUUGGUAUUUUUGAGAUCCAGCAUUGGUCCUGCAGCACAACCUUGUGACAUUGACAUCCAUAUUCCAAUAGUAAAUUUAUCACUAAAUGUAGAUCUCCCAGAAAUAAUAAGAAGGAAAUUAGCAAAGAAGGCGGCAGAAGAGGAGGAAGUGAUGAAAAUAUUCCAACUAGAAAAUGGAUACCGUGUAGCACAACUUCCAAUAUUAAGAUAUUUGAAGCUAGUUAUACGUGAGACGCUUAUACAACUUGGAUAUUUACAUGAGGUUAAAAAAUGGGAUGCUUCCAAUAUACUAAUGGGACUAUGUUGGAAACAUUACGAUAGGAUUGAAUGGUCUUACGGCAAUCAAACUGAUUUGUUGUACGGAACAUUUGUUUUGAGAAAAUCUCACAUAUUUGAAUAUCGUAGGCUUAAAACUUACCCCAGAUCCAUACAGAAACCCAUCGAUAAUCACACUGAUACCGUUAAGGUCAUUAAUGAGCCCUCGCCAAUUGAGGGUUUUUUAUCUGAAAACAAUAUUGUUUUCAGCGAUAAAAAUGAAUAUAAACUCUCACAUCCCUAUUUUAAGCUUUCCUACUGGUUCACUUCAAACGGGCUCUUUUUUAGGACUAGAUCCGUUAAGGCUACACCACCACUACCGGAAGAUGACGUAAUCGAUCCAUUCGGAGUAGUAUUAGAUAAAGCCAGGCUAGAUGACUUAAUUGAAACCAUGCCUAGAGUGUACGAAGAUAAUCCAUAUCCAUUAGAUGAGAAUGGUCAUUUCGCUUGGUUAAACGAGAAUAUAACAACUGCGGAAUUUGAAAGUCACGACGCAAGAGCUAGUAGAUCAUUCCUGAGAAAAAUAUCACUAAUACUCAAAGCGGAUAAUUGCAUUGACUUGACUCGUUGUACAGAUAUCAAGCUUUUAGAUGCAUCGGGCUUCAAUAUUAAGACCAUGAAAAUAUGGAAUGAAGCAAAUAAUAUGGUAUGGAAGAAUAGUCAAACACUUGAAGCAACGAAGUCUUCUAUUAUAGAGUUAGUAAUUGGUAAAAAUGUCAGUAAACUACUCAUGGCGCCUGAUCCGGAGACAUGUCAAGAGUGGUUAUCACGACUACGUGAAAUAGCCUUCUACUGGAAGCGAAGACUAGCUGCUGAUCGACAGCUUCUCUGGGAUUUGAAAAUAAAGAAUCUCAACACCUUCAAUAUAACUGAACUUCAGGAAAAGCACAUAUCUGCAUUUGUUCCGAAAUGGAUGACAGAAUUAUCAACAACAAACGAUCAUAUUUACAACGUCAGCGCUCAUGCUUUGUCGCGUCCUAUAAUACACCAAGGAUUAAUUUAUCAUAAAUCCAGAAAACAUUCAGUAUUCAACAAGCAUUUCAUGGUGUUGAUUCCUGGGUUUAUAAUGUUGUACCACUGUUUCGAUAGAUCCAUAAGGGGCUACGCGAAAGAUUCGACAAAGUAUAGACAUUUUUUAACGAUUCCGAUAGAGAAAUGCUAUCUAUAUUCAGGUGCCCUCAGUGAACAGGAACUCUUGGACCGAGACAAAGACUUUAACUCUAUUAAUCCAGGUUCUCAUAGUCUCUCAAGAGUGUAUGCUGACGGAUGGAAAAGCAUGGAUGAAGAGAGUAGUAGGACUUUUGUUAUGUGGUUUCCAAACAAAAGGAUAAUGUUAAGUUCAGUAAUAACACCAGAAACUCCGGACUCUUCAAAAUUUCACGUUGUUGAUAAACUUGGAGUCUCGGGAAAAUCGAUGAUUUUUAUGUGUCGAUCCAGGCAAGAGAGAGAUUUGUGGAUGGUAAAAAUAUAUGAUGAAUUAGAGAGAGUGAAAAUGUUAUAA
This is a messenger RNA of Kluyveromyces lactis, 3270 nucleotides long. It is a transcript of the gene SPO71, whose product is annotated as Spo71p. Gene Ontology annotation, cellular component: prospore membrane. The coding region runs from base 1 to 3270 and encodes 1089 amino acids. Gene Ontology annotation, biological process: protein localization to prospore membrane; ascospore-type prospore membrane formation. The transcript has a single exon. NCBI's taxonomy places the organism in Eukaryota, Fungi, Ascomycota, Saccharomycetes, Saccharomycetales, Saccharomycetaceae. The record is from RefSeq and is a predicted model, not a curated record.